Kluyveromyces lactis is the source of this 1482-nucleotide messenger RNA. It is a transcript of the gene LPD1, whose product is annotated as dihydrolipoyl dehydrogenase. The record is from RefSeq and is a predicted model, not a curated record. Gene Ontology annotation, cellular component: mitochondrion; oxoglutarate dehydrogenase complex. Gene Ontology annotation, molecular function: dihydrolipoyl dehydrogenase (NADH) activity; flavin adenine dinucleotide binding. NCBI's taxonomy places the organism in Eukaryota, Fungi, Ascomycota, Saccharomycetes, Saccharomycetales, Saccharomycetaceae. Bases 1 to 1482 code for a protein of 493 amino acids. The transcript has a single exon.
AUGUUGAGAUUCAAUUCUACCCGUUCCUUUAGCUCUUCUGCUCUUUUGAAAACCGUUACUAAGAAGCACGACUUGGUCGUUAUUGGUGGUGGUCCAGGUGGUUACGUUGCUGCUAUCAAGGCUGCUCAACUCGGUUACGAUGUUGCUUGUGUUGAGAAAAGAGGUAGACUAGGUGGUACUUGUUUAAACGUUGGUUGUAUCCCAUCCAAGGCUUUGUUGAACAAUUCUCACCUAUACCAUCAAAUGAAGACGGAUGCUAAGCAAAGAGGUAUUGAUAUCAACGGUGAAAUCAACAUUAACGUUGCUCAAUUUCAAAAGGCUAAGGACACUGUCGUCAAGCAAUUGACUGGUGGUAUUGAAAUGUUGUUCAAGAAGAAUGGUGUCACUUACUACAAAGGUUUAGGUGCCUUUGAAACUGACAAAUCCGUUAAGGUUCUUCCUGUGGAAGGUCUGGAAGGUUCCGUUACUGAAGAUCACCUCUUGGAAAGUGACAGGAUUAUUGUUGCCACUGGUUCUGAAGUGACUCCAUUCCCAGGUAUCACCAUUGAUGAGGAAAGAAUCGUUUCUUCUACUGGUGCUCUUUCCUUGAAAGAAAUCCCAAAGAAAUUGGCUAUCAUCGGUGGUGGUAUCAUCGGUUUAGAAAUGGGUUCAGUUUACUCCAGAUUGGGUUCUAAGGUCACUGUGAUCGAAUUCCAACCUCAAAUUGGUGCUACCAUGGAUGGUGAAGUCGCUCAAACUACUCAAAAGAUUUUGAAGAAACAAGGUCUCGACUUUAAGUUGAGCACCAAGGUCUUGUCUGCCUCCAGAAACGGUGACGUCGUUGACAUCGAAGUCGAAGGUGCCAAGAAUGGUAAGAAGGAAUCUCUCCAAGCUGAUGUCUUGUUGGUCGCUGUCGGCAGAAGACCAUACGUCGCUGGUUUGAACGCUGAAAAGAUCGGUUUGGAAGUCGACAAGCGUGGUAGAUUGGUCAUUGAUGAACAAUUAUCCACCAAAUUCCCACACGUCAAGGUUAUCGGUGAUGUUACCUUCGGUCCAAUGUUGGCUCACAAGGCUGAAGAAGAAGGUAUCGCUGCUGCCGAAUACUUCAAGGUCGGCCACGGUCAUGUCAACUACGGUAACAUCCCGGCUGUCAUGUACUCCCACCCAGAAGUCGCUUGGGUCGGUAAGACCGAAGAACAAUUAAAGGAAGCUGGUAUUCAAUACAAGAUUGGAAAGUUCCCAUUCAUCGCUAACUCUAGAGCUAAAACCAACAUGGACACCGAAGGUUUCGUUAAGAUUUUGAUCGACGCAGAAUCUGAACGUUUACUAGGUGCUCACAUCAUUGGUCCUAACGCUGGUGAAAUGAUCGCUGAAGCCGGUUUAGCAUUGGAAUACGGUGCUUCUGCUGAAGACAUCGCUAGAGUUUGUCACGCUCAUCCAACUCUAUCCGAAGCUUUCAAGGAAGCUAACUUAGCUGCUUACGCCAAGCCAAUCAACUUCUAA